Ilex paraguariensis (yerba mate) is the source of this 622-nucleotide messenger RNA. NCBI's taxonomy places the organism in Eukaryota, Viridiplantae, Streptophyta, Magnoliopsida, Aquifoliales, Aquifoliaceae. The record is from the annotation of a GenBank genome assembly.
GGUCCAUAUUCCACUAACACCCUGCUACAUAACUUCCGCCUCAACCGUAACCCUAGAAUUCCCUGUCCUGCUCUCUCUCUCUCUCUUCAAGAAGUCGAAGAAGCAACAGGCGUUCGAUCUGCAAGACAACCAGAAAUCUAACAUGGGUAAGGUUCACGGAUCACUGGCUCGUGCCGGUAAGGUUAGAGGCCAAACACCAAAGGUGGCCAAGCAGGAUAAGAAGAAGAAGCCCCGUGGUCGUGCUCACAAGCGCAUGCAGUACAAUCGACGUUUCGUCACCGCUGUUGUUGGCUUUGGAAAGAAGAGGGGACCAAAUUCGUCUGAGAAGUAAGCUUGAAGAUGGGUAGCUUAUAGGUGAAGAUAUUAGUUUAUCGGAUGAAUUGUUAUUUUGACUAUGUGAUAGUGUUUUAAAUUUUUGGAGUUCACUUCUAUUUGUCUCUAUUUUCCCGACUAAUGCUUAUUUUGUUAGCUACAAUUUAGAAGUUUUAAUCAAAUGUGUUGGAUUUAAGUUUACAACGGGUUCUAAUAUUUGUUUUUGCCUGAUUGUUUGCUAGACUCUGGAAUUUAAAUCUGUUAAUUUAUAAUUCCAUAAUUUGAUGGCUACACGAUUUGCACUCGGGCA